Scomber japonicus (chub mackerel) is the source of this 3072-nucleotide messenger RNA. Its product is annotated as solute carrier family 12 member 3-like. Gene Ontology annotation, biological process: potassium ion homeostasis; sodium ion homeostasis; chloride transmembrane transport. Gene Ontology annotation, molecular function: sodium:potassium:chloride symporter activity. Gene Ontology annotation, cellular component: membrane. Bases 112 to 3072 code for a protein of 986 amino acids. Lineage: Eukaryota; Metazoa; Chordata; Actinopteri; Scombriformes; Scombridae. The record is from RefSeq and is a predicted model, not a curated record. The transcript is spliced from 27 exons.
UUCUCCACCAAUGAGGAAGCACCUACCAGGUAUACUUCACAUCAUUUUGAUGGCAGCAGCCCACAACAAGAUGGUAACCUCCAAAUUCCUCCAACCAUUGUUGUCUCGGACAUGGAUUCAAGUGCGUCAGAGUGUCAGGGCUCACGGAUGGAAGUGCGGAGAUCUUCCUUCUACAGCACUUUAGACCUUGUGCCACAGCUGGAGCACUAUGAUAGUACACUGCCUCACAAGCAGGCGAAAAGCCGACCUUCUCUGGUGGUCCUCCGUAGGGCAUUUGAGGUAACUGGUAUGGAGGUAGAAAACACCGCUACAGACUCAGACGUUAGUGGUCUACCAGUCACAGACAGCGUAAGUGAAGAAUCACAAGCUGCACCGAAUAAGAAAGCUCCUGUGAGAUUCGGCUGGGUGACUGGAGUCAUGGUUCGAUGCAUGCUCAAUAUUUGGGGAGUCAUCUUGUUUCUCCGCUUUUCUUGGAUUACUUCUCAGGCAGGCAUCUUGUUGACCUGUGUAAUUAUCCUGAUGUCUGUGACGGUGACCUCAGUGACUGCGCUCUCCAUCUCUGCCAUCGCCACCAACGGGAGGGUGUCCUCAGGUGGGGCCUAUUUCAUGAUCUCCCGCUCACUGGGUCCUGAGAUUGGUGGGCCAAUUGGGAUGGUAUUCUCCUUCGCCAAUGCAUUAGCCUGUGCCCUCAACACUGCUGGCUUUGCAGAGGUUGUCUGUGAUCUACUUAAGCAAGAGUUUGGCAUAAGCAUGGUGGAUGACAUCAACGACCUCCGUAUAGUGGGUGUGAUCACAGUGACUAUACUUCUACUCAUUUCACUGGCUGGGAUGGAGUGGGAGUCCAAGGCCCAGAUUUUGUUUUUUAUGGUUCUCAUGGUCACAUUUUCCAACUACUUGGUGGGUACAGUGAUCCCUCCCAGUCCAGAGAAACAGUCCAUGGGCAUCUUUGGAUACCACAGUGAGAUCUUCAUAGCAAACUUGAAACCAGACUGGAGAGAUGGAGAGAACUUUUCCAGGAUGUUUGCCAUUUUCUUCCCCUCUGCCAUCGGCAUCCUGUCUGGAGCCAACAUCUCUGGAGAUCUCAAAGACCCUGCUACUGCCAUCCCCAAAGGCACCCUCAUGGCCAUUUUCUGGACUACAGUCAGCUAUCUAGUUAUUGCUGUAACUGUCGGUUCAUGUGUAGUGCGUGAUGCCUCUGGUAACAUCACUGACAUUCUGACUGGAAACAUCACUGAGGGCUGUGUGGGUCUGGGAUGUAACCUGGAGUGGAACUUCACAGAGUGCAUCCAGUCACAGACAUGUGAUUAUGGUCUGGCCAAUGAUAUAAAGGUACUGGGCCGAAUUUCAGGUUUCUACCACCUCAUCACUGCUGGUGUCUUUGCAGCCAGCUUGUCAUCUGCUCUUGGUUUCCUCGUAUCCGCCCCUAAAGUCUUUCAGUGUCUGUGCAGAGACAACAUAUACCCCUACAUUGGAUUCUUUGCAAAGGGUUAUGGGAAAAAUGAUGAGCCACUCCGGGCCUAUCUUCUCUGCUACAUCAUUGCUGUUGCCUUCAUUCUGAUUGGUAAGCUGAACACCAUCGCUAUCUUGAUCUCCAACUUCUUCCUGUGUUCUUAUAGCCUCAUCAACUUCAGCUGCUUUUAUGCUUCCAUCACCAACUCACCUGGUUGGAGGCCAUCGUUUCACUAUUACAAUAAAUGGACAGCGUUGUUCGCAGCAGUGAUCUCUGUGGUGCUGAUGUUCCUGUUUAGCUGGGAGGCCGCUCUCGGCACCUUCUGUAUCAUCUUCUUCCUGUUUGGAUAUGUCAACUACAACAAACCGAAGGUAAACUGGGGAUCAUCAGUACAAGCCGGCACAUACAACAUGGCUUUGUCAUACUCUGUCUCUCUCUCUGGUGUGGAGGAUCAUGUCAAGAACUUUAGACCCCAGUGUCUUGUCCUGACUGGGCCUCCAAAUCAACGACCAGCCCUGGUGGACUUUGUUGGCUCCUUCACCAAGCAUAUAAGCCUCAUGAUUUGUGGAGACAUAAUCAUGGAGCAGGACAGCCACAGUCAGCUGCCAGAUGCCACCGAUCGGUUAGUGAAGUGGAUGAACAAAAGGAAGGUGCGCUCGUUUUAUACUCCUUUCACUGCAGACAGCCUCAGAGUUGGAGCUCGACACUUGUUGCAGGCGUCUGGUCUUGGCAAACUGAAGCCCAACACCCUGGUCCUGGGCUUCAAGGCGAACUGGAGGGAAAGUUCGCCUGAGAGUAUUGAAGAUUACAUCAACACCAUCUAUGACACUUUUGACUCCAACCACUGUUUGUGCAUCUUGAGGAUGAUGGAUGGGCUAGAUAUUUCUGAUCAGUUUGAUUUUGAAGUGAACCAGGGCUUUGAGCCUGAUGAGUCUGUGGAAAAUAGCGACCAGCAGUCUUCUGAGAGGGAAUCAGGUGAUGGCACAUUUGAUAAAGGCAGCAUUGAUCAGAUCAACACAGUGUUUCAGAACGACCAGAUAAAGAAGACCAUUGAUGUCUACUGGAUAGCUGAUGAUGGAGGUCUGACACUGCUGGUGCCUUACCUGCUCACCAGGAGGAAACAUUGGCAUCGCAGUAAGGUCAGGGUCUUCAUCGUAGGUGACGAACACAACAUGGAGGAACGACGCAAUGAGAUGAUUGGCCUGCUGAGGAGGUUUCGUCUGGACUUUAAUGAUGUUAUCGUUAUGACGGACAGUGAGAAGCAUCCACAGCCCAAAAAUCUAAGCAGGUUUGUGGACAGUGUUGCCCCCUUCAGGCUAUAUGAUGAACAACAGGAAGGCGUCUUGGUUCAAGAAGUGAAACAAAAAACCCCAUGGAAAAUAAGUGACAAAGAGUUUGAGGCCUUCAAACCUAAGUCUGAGAGAAAAGUGAGACUGAAUGAAAUCAUCCGGAGAAAUUCACAGAAUGCUGCUCUGGUGCUUGUGAGCCUUCCAGUGCCACGCAGUGACUGCCCCAGUGCUCUGUAUAUGGCCUGGCUGGAUACACUGACGUCUGGCCUUCACUGCCCUGCGGUGCUCAUACGAGGAAAUCAGCAAAACGUCCUGACGUUCUACUGCCAGUGA